Haliotis rubra (blacklip abalone) is the source of this 2578-nucleotide messenger RNA. RefSeq names its product digestive cysteine proteinase 1-like. Gene Ontology annotation, biological process: immune response. Gene Ontology annotation, molecular function: cysteine-type endopeptidase activity. Gene Ontology annotation, cellular component: lysosome. NCBI's taxonomy places the organism in Eukaryota, Metazoa, Mollusca, Gastropoda, Lepetellida, Haliotidae. The record is from RefSeq and is a predicted model, not a curated record.
ACGGCGUGUGAGUAAUCCUUCUCAUCACAUGACGAGAACCGCGGUGCCUCGUGACUGGUCAUGUGACUUCAUUCAACAACAUGGCGAGCAACCUGCAGGUCGUGUUCCUCUGUGCUGUUGCAGGCCUCUGCGCCUCCGCCCAUUUGAAAGACGGCCCGCCAACGUUCAAUUCCACCUAUAUCGUCAGUGGCAUCCUCCGACUGCCGUAUGCAGAAAUCAACGAGCCCUUCACUGCCUACUUCGACAGCACGAACAACAGGAGCAGGAUCGACUACUAUGGAGGUGAUGUUGUCACAAUCCAGAGAGCUGAUCUUGGAAAUAAUGGCAUUACCUACAAGUUGGCGCCAAUGUCCAAUUACACAAUAAAUACCGAGAUGUGCUUCCAGACUAAUGGCACCAAUGACACUGCUGUUACAAUUCAGUCCAUUCUGCCAGAUCUCACAGGAUUCACGCAAACAUCCACUGAAAUGAGGGGUGGUGUGCAGGUUGACCUGUGGAUGAAGCGGACCACUGUUGGCACAAAGGAGAACGUGUACAUUAUGUAUGUUGACAGCAAAAUGAAACACCCUGUCAGCUAUGAAAUGAUGGGAUAUGACUCUCUGCUGGGGUCACAUUAUGAUAAAUAUGUCCUCGACUAUGACAGCUACGAAGGUAUAAAGUCAAUUCCUGAGACUAUGUUCGAGGCACCAAAAAAUAUGUCCUGUGGUGGAUUCCCUGGGCCUGGUGUGAGUCAUCACCUUGAUAUGAACCCAAUGAAGGAGUUCAUCCACAACGAAGACAGCCAUACAGAUGUGAUGUUUGACACCUUCAAGAAGACGCACAAGAGGAGCUACAUUUCAGACAAGGAACAUGCACAGAGAACACAUCUCUUCAGACAAAAUGUCAGAUUCAUCUACUCCAAGAACCGAGACAACCUGAGUUACCGUCUGUCUGUCAACCACAUGGCCGAUCGCUCCGAUGAAGAGCUAAAGUUGAUGAAUGGCUACCGGUACACCCAUGGAGACCACGGAGGCUUGCCCUUUGAUAAGACCAAGUAUAACUUAAAGGACAUCCCAGACCAGGUUGAUUGGAGGCUGUAUGGAGCUGUAACUCCUGUCAAAGACCAAGCUGUCUGUGGUUCCUGCUGGAGUUUUGGUACAACUGGCACCAUUGAAGGUGCCAACUUUCUGAAGACUGGCAACCUGGUGCGUCUGUCCCAACAAGAGCUGAUGGACUGUUCCUGGGGGGAGGGCAACAAUGCCUGUGAUGGAGGCGAAGACUUCCGGUCCUACAUGUACAUCAUGAAGACAGGUGGCCUGACCUCGGAGGAGCAGUACGGCCCCUACCUCGGCGCUGAUGGAACCUGCCAUGCGAAAAAAGUGACACCUGUGGUUCAGCUGUCUGGCUACGUCAACGUCACCCCUAAUGAUGAAGAAGCCCUGCGAGUGGCCAUUGCCAACGAAGGUCCAAUCUCUGUCAGCAUUGAUGCCUCCCACAAGUCCCUGUCCUUCUACGCUAAUGGAGUGUAUUAUGAACCUGCUUGUGGCAGCGAUCCCGAUUCCCUUGAUCAUUCCGUCCUGGCUGUUGGUUACGGAGUGAUGAACAACCAGGCCUACUGGCUCAUCAAGAACUCCUGGUCUACGUAUUGGGGGAACGACGGCUAUGUCCUCAUGGCUCAGAAAAACAACAACUGUGGGGUGGAAACAGCGCCAACAUUCGUCAAUAUCAAAUAGAUCCCUCAAACCUGCUUAUGUACAUACAAGUUGAUAAUGUAUAUAGUUCAACAACCAGUUUUAUAGCAUCUAUGUUUAAGAUGUUCUUAUUUACUCAUUUUAGAUUUUAAAAAGAUUAAUACUAAUUAGCAAUGUCCUCAGGAAAAACGGCUAUAGUUAUUUACAUUUUAUAUGCAAAAUAUGAUAUUAAAGGGAACCAUGCCAACACCAGUCUUUAAAUUGAUAUUGACAUACCACACCAGUGUAAAACUAUUGAAGAUACAGGAGAAAUGCCUGUCUGGGUUGCAAGCCACAUAACUGAAGACUGGUAACCAUGGUUAGACUGUCUCAUACCUCCGAUGAUCACACCAGUGACUCUUAAAGAAUUACUUUUAUGGUAACCUAAUUUGGUUGUUCACUACUACUUAUUUAAUUUGUUUUAAUUUGUUAGUUAUGUUUUUGACCACAUUUUUAGUAUCUACUGAUUUUUUUCUUUUAAAUCUCUUUUAAUAUACAUGUACAUCCAAACCCUCCUGGUCAGUUGUAAAGAAGGUAGUGUUGUGCAAAGGCAGCUAAUGGCUUCAUGGCUAUUUGUCAAUGCUAUGUUUGUAAAUAAUGUAAGUAACAGCAGAACAUUCCAUCAGAGUGACGAACAAAUUGAACUUUUUUUAUGCAUGAUGAAAUGUGGAAAAACUCUUGUUAGACAAGUAGACAUUAGCUCUAGCGUUAUUUUAUUGAUGACUUUUAGAUAUGGUUAUGUCAGUUUUUUAGUUGCACUCGUCUUUGUAAGACUGAAUUGUAGUGCUUUUGAUAUUAAGAUUCAGUGAUAAUUUUAUACCUCUUUGUACAGUUUGUAGAAUUGUACAAUAAACUUGUGUUUUAUCUUU